Molecule: messenger RNA, 2601 nt
Organism: Aaosphaeria arxii CBS 175.79
Lineage: Eukaryota; Fungi; Ascomycota; Dothideomycetes; Pleosporales
Product: Pex24p-domain-containing protein
Exons: 3
Coding region: 403-2148 (581 amino acids)
Biological process (GO): peroxisome organization
Cellular component (GO): peroxisomal membrane
Source: RefSeq, a predicted model, not a curated record
AUAUUCAUGAUUUUGCAAACCCGGACUUUUCAUUAUUAUCCAACAUGCACAAAGAGACAGAAACGGAUAUCUACUCGCAGGUUGGCUCAGUCGGCACAAGCCUCCGUCUCGUCUUCACAUGCCCGUACAAGGUACAAGCACGAGGUACCUUCCCUUCCCACCCCUCCCGCCGCCGCCUGUCAUCAUGAGAAAGAAAACAUCUGGAUUUCACCGUCACUCACUCUCUUCCUUUCUUUCUUGAAAAUCUCCUGCUGUCUUCCCCAUCUGCUCUUUAUUUUCCGAUCCCGUUCGUGCCGGCCGGUUAUCCUAGAGCGUGGCUUAGUUUCGUCGUUAAUCGUUGUAUCUUGCGGCACUCAGCCUCAUUCGCGUGCAAGGCUGCGAUGACGCACUUGCAGUUUAUGCAUGGCAGCAUUUGACACUCCCUGGCUUCAUCACAUGUCCACUCCAACGCAAUCCACCGACAAUGUCUCGCAGCAACCCGUCGCUGACCCAAACCCGCCAACCUACGCUGCAUUCUCCCCGUCCACCUUGAGUCAAGCAACGCCGCAGACAAAGGUGCGCUCCGCUAUUCUCGUUCACCAGAAAUCGCCCUUACUGGCCGCAACUCCUCCUCAAGUCACUCGUGUCCUCGCCUAUUCCCACCCAUUCCUGCUGCCGCUGAACCAAUUCGCCGGUUUGCUGACAUGGACGACGGGCGAUCCUUGGGAAAGCUUCCUGCUGGUGGCUUCGUUCUGGGGAAUCGUCAUGUAUGGAGACAGGAUAACUAGAUAUGCCGGGCCUAUAAUAGUAGUGCUGGGGCUUAUACUGGGGAUGUUUGCGCGCAGGUAUUCCCCGCUGUCGUCGACGGGCUGGACGGGAGAGAAAGGGCAAACGAGCCACAAGCGACAGGAAUCGGAGAGCAACAUCAAACAUCACAAGAGUCUAGAAGAGAUAGUGGACACACUGAAGCUAUUCACGUCAAGGUGCAAUAUCUUGCUGGAUCCGUUCUUGCGCUUGACGGACUUCUUGUCUACACAGCGUACUGCAACCUCAGCAACCACUCGGCCAGCACUUACCGUUCUCUUCAUUCGGAUACUUUUCGUCCUGCCCCUAUGGAUCGCUUUGACACUCCCGCCAUUCUACAUCCUUUCUACCAAACGAGUAGUCCUUGCUGUUGGCACCGUAAUACUAAGCUGGCACUCACGGCCGGCACGUGUAUCACGUACCAUUCUUUGGAGGUCAAAGAUGGUUCGUAGGAUAUGCGCCUUCGUGACUGGAUUGGAUUUUGGAGAACCGAUAGUACUGGACGACAAAGCACCAAAGCUACCACCACGCCGCAAGAGCGCGCAACAGAUAGCUGCUUCCUUAGCCGCCAAACGACGUCCGGACUCCCCAGGUGUGCGCUUCACGUUCAGUAUAUACGAGAAUCAACGUCGAUGGCUGGGCAUAGGUUGGACGUCGUCAAUGCUUGCUUACGAACGGGCAUCUUGGACGGACGAGCACCUCAAUCCCGUGCCGCCAAAGGAACAAUUUGAGCUCCCUGAGGUGGAAGGGAACCAGGCGCGGUGGAGGUGGGUGCAAGGCAGCAAAUGGAAGCUUGACAGUGGAGAAUCCGGCAAGUCAGAUAAGACAACUUCCGCAGGGGACGAUGCAAGCUGGAUCUACUACGACAAUAAGUGGAGAGAUGGGAGACGAGGGCAGGACGGAUGGGGCCGAUAUACUCGCCGUCGCAAGUGGUAUCGUGAUGCUGAACUGGUCGAAGUGACUGCUUCGACAGAAGUAACACCGAGCCCGACCCCGAAAAUUGAUCCUGUAGACGACUCUGCACCACUUGCUACCUCCAACUCCUCCACUACUCCACCCAAACGAGGUUCCCCUCCUGACUCUUUAGACCUAAGUGCCCGCCCUCCUUCGGAAUACGCUACCUCUAUUGCCUCCGAUACAGAUGCUGCAUCUACUAGAUCCCGCCGUAGUUGGUUCAAGAGACACAAACACAGCAGAAGUCGGAGUAGGAAUGGUAGUGAUAUCGCCCCCACAAUAGCGAGUUCCACUAGUACGGACGUGAGCCGGAGAAGUGACGAGGAAGAUGUGCACUCGCCCAUUGAAAGGACGGCGCGAGACGACGAAUGGCGACUAGGGGACGAUAUCAGGAUGACGCUGGACAUAUGAAUAUGCCUCAGCAGCGCGUAGGGCGGCUUUGUUUUCUCUGUAUUGUGUAUGACUAGCGACUAUCAUCAUUCUUCCAUGUUCGACUACACACGUGGGAUGCGCCCAUUGUUCUCUAGCACUUAGGACUAUAAGACUAUGCAAUCGACUGGCGCAGAUCUCCGGAGGGAAGCCACCGAAGAAGGUUAGCCGGUGGGUUGGCAUGGGAUGGUGUACUGUACGGAGUGGAGUACACCUGAGUGACAUGCUAUCGUGGCGAGGGUAUUGUUAAUGUGUUGCUUAUGCCUGUCACCACUACAGGCCAAGGAAUGAUACUGCCGACUUGUCAUGUAUAGUCAUGUACCAGUGGCAUCGUUCCCGUUUGCAUCAAGUUCCCGCAACGUAUCGUAUACCCGCCUUAUGGAGGUAAUACAUACCUAAACUAAGUACCUAAACCGCUGAAUGAUAUGUAAUUAC